Molecule: messenger RNA, 7106 nt
Organism: Schistosoma turkestanicum
Lineage: Eukaryota; Metazoa; Platyhelminthes; Trematoda; Strigeidida; Schistosomatidae
Source: the annotation of a GenBank genome assembly
AUGUAUCGUUGGUUUUUUAAACGUAAACAUGACUUAUCACCACGUAUCAUUUAUCCAACUACAUUAAUUCAUUUAAACAAAUUUGAAUUGGACAAACAUUCUUCAUUCAAUAAUAAUCAUAAUCAUAAUCAUAAAUAUGCAUCAAAUUAUAUUAAAACAACCAAAUAUACAUUAUGGACAUUUUUACCAUUAAAUUUAUGGGAACAAUUUCAUCGUUUUGCUAAUGUUUACUUUGUAUUUAUCCUUGUAUUAAAUUUUAUACCGGAAAUUGGUGCCUUUGCGAAAGAAGUUGCACCAAUUCCUGUUUUAAUUACAUUAGCUGUUGUAGCUAUAAAAGAUGCCUAUGAAGAUUUUCGACGACAUUUAUUAGAUCGUAAAGUGAAUAAAAAACCAUGUGAAGUUUAUUCAGUACAUGAAAAUCAAUACAUCAUUGAUCAAUGGCAACAUCUGCGUCCUGGGGAUUUUGUUCGUUUACACACAAAUGAUAUCAUUCCAGCGGAUAUUUUAUUAUUGGCUACAUCAAAUAGUACCGGGAUUUGUCAUAUUGAAACAGCUAAUUUAGAUGGUGAAUCCAAUUUGAAACAACGUGAAAUUAUAUCCAAUUGGUCGAAUAAAGAAGAAUUUUCACCGCUGACAUUUCUUUAUCCAAUUGAAGUAGAAGCUCCAAGUGCUGAAUUGUAUAAAUUUCAUGGGAAAAUUCUACUUCCAGAAACACGAAUUCCAAUUCGUAAGAAUAAUAUGCUACUCAGAGGUUGUGUAUUACGCAACACAGAUUAUGUCAUCGGUAUUGUUAUAUAUGCUGGCUGUGAAACAAAAGCAGCUAUGAAUAAUUCUGGUGUUCGUUUCAAACGAAGCAAACUGGAAAAACAAAUUAACAUGGAUGUCAUUUGGUGUGUAUUGAUUUUAGUUGUAGUCUGUUCUACUGGUGCUAUUGGUAGCGCUGUUUGGCAUCAAAAUUUACCAGGUGAUGAUGUACUCUUUGUUGCACUUGAUAGAAAUUCUUCCACUUCAACACCUGCUUAUCAAGGAUUUCUUAAUUUUUGGCGAUUUGUAAUUAUUUUUCAAACAAUGAUACCAUUACCAUUAUAUGUCACCAUUGAAUUUGUUAAAAUGCACCAAGUUUGGUUUAUGAAUAAUGAUUUAAAAUUAUAUGAUCAACAAUUCGAUCGACGUAUUGAAAUACGUUCAUUUAAUAUACCAGAAGAUUUAGGUCAAAUUGAAUAUGUAUUCACUGAUAAAACUGGUACUCUGACUGAAAAUAAAAUGCGAUUUAAACGUGCCAGUAUUAAUGGUAAAGAUUAUCAUGCGGAUGAUGAUGGUGAAGAUAAUCAUGAAAAUGAUGAUCAAUUGAGUAAUACUUCAUCACCAAUACAUACUGUAAGAAAUUUGACUGUAUUAAAUAGUAUAUUAGAGAAUAGAACUGUAUUUUCCAAUCCUCAAAAGAAUAUUCAUCACAAUAGUUCACGUAAUCAUGAUGGGAUAACAAAUAAAACCGCUGAAAAAAUUGCAACCAAUGAUAUUAGUACUAGUAGUAGUAAUUGUAUGCUAUUACAAACGGAUCGUAACACUUGUUGUUCAUCAACAUCUUCAUCUUAUUUAUCAUCAUGUGGACGAAAUGUACAAAACACUGUAAGCGUUCAAAAAAGACAUGAAGAAGGAUCGGCGGAUACCACCAACACCACCACCUGUAACAACAAUGAAAAUAUAAAUAAGCAUCAUUCAACUGUAAAUCAAUCUAACACCAUUAUUCAUUAUCAAUUAUUAUUAUCAACAUGUAAUGAAGAAAUACGUAUACAAGAUUAUUUUUUAGCAUUAGCUAUAUGUAAUACAGCUGUAGUGUCUGUUACAAAGAAUACACCGACAUUAUUUCAAGUACCACCACGUCGUAAAGGAUUUCGUGAUUUUUUUCGUUCUGGUAAAUUAAACUCCAUUACACAUAUGCAUCAAAAAUUACGUAAAACUAAACUACACCAACAACACCAACAGCCUAAUACACCAACCACUGCAACACCAACAACAGAUCGAACAGACAAUCAACAUCAUUUAUCACGUAUUAAACAAACCAUCAAUUUAUCUAAUCUAUUUUCAAAUAAAUCACAUUCAACUCGAUUGGAGAAGAAUGCCCACAUAGUAAAAUAUGAUAAUAGUAAUAAUAAUAAUAAUACAAGCAUUGAAUCACCGCCUCAUAUUCUCAUUCAUACUACUAACCAACAACAACAACAACCACAUCAUCUCAAGUCGAUUCAUCCUAAUGGUCAUGAUGACCUUGUCAGUAAUACUGAUUAUGAAAAUACUAGUCAAGAAACCUUCUUAGUCAUCGAUGAUGAUGAUGAUGAUGAUAUUGACAACGGACCACUACAAUCAGUGAAAAUUGAUCAUCCUCAUCAUCAUACGAAGGAUGCAUUGAAAAUUCACGGUAUACAUAGUAUGUCAGCCAGAACAUCAACAUCAUCAUCAUCAUCAUUCUAUCAUAAUGACCGAAUCAACACUAAUGAUCCAUGUUUAAAUAAACAAUCGGUGGUGUUUUUUUCAAGUCGUUGUUUACCGCCAGUAAUUGAAGCAUUAGAUUUAGAUGUAUCAUUGAAACAUUCUCAACAUAUUUUAAACCAAUCACCGAUUGGUAUCCAUGGUGAUGAUGAUGCUGUUGAUAAAGUAAAACAAAAACCUAUUGAACAUUUAAUCUCAUCAUCAACAUCACAACAACAACACCACCACGAUCAAGUGAAUCAUUCAAACAACAAUGAUAAUAUGUUUAUAGAAGGAGAAGAAGAUUUUGAAUCGACAUCAGCAGCAGCUGAUCAUGGUGGCUUCAAUUCGCGGAGUGACCAAUGUGAUCCAAUGGAAAGUCCUAUUCUACCUAAAGAUUUACAGCUGAAUUUAAUCAAAGUGAAUAAUACAGAAAAUCGUUUAGGCGGCGAUGAUGAAUUAGAAAUUAUCAAUACAGCUAGAACUGUCACUAUACGUAUACACAAUGGGAGUUCGCUGGAAUUGCCUAUUGAAUCCGAUAUUCAUGUACAAUCCUCAUCGGAAUUAAAAAAUCAAUGUCCAUUAUCCGACACUACAUUGUACAAUUCAUAUGAAUCAGAAAGUCCUGAUGAAAUAUGCUUAGUGAAAGAGGCAUGUAAACGAAAUUAUAAAUUAUUACAACGUGGUGUUGAUUUUGUAUUAAUGUGGCUGCCAAAAGAUGGACUUGUCUGUAUUCAUGUACUACGUAUUCUACCAUUCGAUUCACAACGUAAACGUAUGUCCAUUUUAUUUCGUCAUCCAUAUACAAAUGAACCAAUUUUAUUUACAAAAGGUGCCGAUUCAUCAAUUAUGAAUCGUUUAGAUAAUACAGAAUUAAAUUCACCAGAAUUAGUAAUGAAUACACAAGAACAAAUUGAUCAUUAUUCACGUUUAGGUUUAAGAACAUUAGUUAUAGCUGAACGAGUAAAUUUUGAAUCGACAUCAGCAGCAGCUGAUCAUGGUGGCUUCAAUUCAAGGAGUGACCAAUGUGAUCCAAUGGAAAGUCCUAUUCUACCUAAAGAUUUACAGCUGAAUUUAAUCAAAGUGAAUAAUGCAGAAAAUCGUUUAGGCGGCGAUGAUGAAUUAGAAAUUAUCAAUACAGCUAGAACUGUUACUAUACGUAUACACAAUGGGAGUUCUCUGGAAUUGCCUAUUGAUACAGAUAUUCAUGUACAAUCCUCGUCGGAAUUAAAAAAUCAAUGUCCAUUAUCCGACACUACAUUGUACAAUUCAUAUGAAUCAGAAAGUCCUGAUGAAAUAUGCCUGGUCAAAGAGGCAUGUAAACGAAAUUAUAAAUUAUUACAACGUGGUGUUGAUUUUGUAUUAAUGUGGCUGCCAAAAGAUGGACUUGUCUGUAUUCAUGUACUACGUAUUCUACCAUUCGAUUCACAACGUAAACGUAUGUCCAUUUUAUUUCGUCAUCCAUAUACAAAUGAACCAAUUUUAUUUACAAAAGGUGCCGAUUCAUCAAUUAUGAAUCGUUUAGAUAAUACAGAAUUAAAUUCACCAGAAUUAGUAAUGAAUACACAAGAACAAAUUGAUCAUUAUUCACGUUUAGGUUUAAGAACAUUAGUUAUAGCUGAACGAUUAUUAACAGAAAAUGAAGUUCAAGAAUGGUUACGAGAAGUCUAUCAAGCGGAAACUGGUAAUGAUGAUUCCACAGAAGCUAUGUUAGCCCUAAUGGAUAAAUUAGAACGUAAUUUUAUUCUUUUAGGUGCUACAGGUAUAGAAGAUCGUUUACAAAAUGGUGUACCAGAAACUAUUGAUGCACUACGUGAAGCUGGUAUGCAUGUAUGGAUGUUAACUGGGGAUAAACAAGAGACUGCAGUGAAUAUAGCUCGUUCAGCUAAUUUGAUUACAUCUCAGCAUAGAGUAUUAUACAUUAAUUCACAUUCUGAGGCUCGUACAGAAUAUCUUUUAAAUUCUUAUCUAUAUAGUAUUAUUAGUGGACAAUAUUUAGAUAAUUUUCAUGAAUCUAAUGAUGAUAAAUUAGAAAAAUUCACAAAUCCACGUUAUUAUUUCAACACAUCACAACAAUGCGAUCGCAAAAAUCGUGAAUUAAGAAAAAAACCAAUUAUCCUACGUUCUUCAUCGCAUUCACCGCAUCGUAGUCGUACUACACAUCGUGUACGUAUUAUGCAAACACAAAAACCUUCAUCAUUACCACGUGAUAUAACUUAUUUUCAUGAAUAUCAUCAUACUACUAAUAGUAGUAAUAACAAUGCUAAUAAUAAAACUUUCACAUUUAAAACAAAACCAUUGAAAUAUUUUACAAUUUUGACUAAAUAUUAUCAUUUAUUGACGAAACGACAACAUCGUAAACAUAGACAAUCAAUGCAUCAUAAACGACGACACAAUAAUCAUGGUAGUAUUAGUAGUAAUAAUAAUAUUCUGUCAGAUAAAAUCCCAUUGGCUUUAGUGAUUGAUGGAGAAAGUUUAAAUUAUGUAUUGAAUAAUGAAAGAAAUCGUUUACGUUUUAUUAAAUUGACUGAAAUGUGUACAAAUAUUAUUUGUUGUCGAUCUACGCCUGGACAAAAGGCCGCAAUAGUUUGUUUAAUUAAAGAUGAAUUAAAUGUUCAAACUUUAGCUAUUGGUGAUGGUGCUAAUGAUGUGAAUAUGAUACAAGUAGCUAAUGUUGGCAUUGGUAUAAAUAGUGGUGAGGAGGGUAUGCAAGCUGUUAUGGCAUCGGAUUUUGCUAUUAGUCGAUUUCAAUUCUUAAAACAAUUAUUACUUGUCCAUGGGCAUUGUUGUUAUGAUAAACUUGCACAUACUUCACUAUAUUUAUUUUAUAAAGAUGCAAUUUAUAUAUUCCUAUUAUUUUGGUUUCAAAUGUUCAAUGGUUUUUCGGGUAGUAAUGCAAUUGAUCAAUUAUCACAAAUUUUAUUUAGUGUUACAAUGACUGGUUUACCACCAUUCAUAAUGGGCAUUUGGGAUAAUCCAUUAGAUGAGAAAACUUUAUUAGCAAAUCCUAUAUUAUAUCGAACUGGAAUAUAUGGUUAUGCUUAUCGUCCAUGGUUAUUUUGGCUGAAUAUAUUCGAUGCAUUAUGGCAAAGUUUAAUUGUAUUUUUCCUAUCAUAUUUUACUUAUUCUGAUGAUACUAUUGGUUUAUGGGAAUUUGGAUUAUUUCAAACGAAUGCAACAAUUCUAUGCACAUUAUUUCAUUCAUUACUGAUUACAAGAACAUUGGUAAUAUUACAUCUAGUUAGUUUUAUAGCUAGUUAUAUUGUAUCUUAUGUAAUAUUUACAAUGAUUUAUCAUGCACUUGCUAUUACUGCUGUUCCACCCGAAUGUCCAUAUCGAAUUAUUUUUCAAAUGAUGAAUAAUACUAAAUUUUGGUUAUUAACAUUGGUCACUAUUAUUUUAGCAUUAUUGCCCAGAUUACUUAUGAUAACAAUUAAAAAUACAUUUUAUCCAAAUAUGGAUACAAUUGGUAAUUUAUUAGCAAAACAUUUAGGACGUGGUAAACAUUUACCGUUAGAACCAUAUUUCCUACGUGUUCCAUCCUAUUCAUUUAUGAUGAGAAAUCGAUUUUCAAUUGUGCCAACAAUGAGUCAUCAUCAUUUAUCCACAUGUCCAUCAUCAGAUAUGAAUUUAAACAAAUUAAUGCAUCAGCCUGAUUUGAAUAGUCCGCCAAUGGAACACCAACACCGUCCUACAUCAAUAAGUCAUACAACUUCCAUUCGUUCAACCGAAUUGAAUUCAAAUUUAAUUCAAAUACCUGAAACACCAGUACAUUUAAUUUCAAAUUUAGCACGAAUUUUAAGUCUUAGUAGUCAAAUUAUUCGUGGUGUACAACCUACAACAACAACAACAACUACUACCACUACUACUACUAAUACUACUCACAAUAAUAAUGACUAUGUUGAAGAGAUUCAUCCGAAUUCCAUUGGAACAAACACUCAUCAUCAGCAUCAUCAGCAACAACAAUCAAAUACAAUGCCUAGAAUGUUUACAAAUCAAAAUUAUUUAUAUAAACGUCCAUAUCGAUAUUAUCAUACAUUUAGUGGAAAUGCAUUAUAUAAUCGUAGAUCAUUUACCACAACAACACCAACACCAACAUCACCAACAACACCACCACCAAAAUAUGAAAAUAAAACUAAUUUUGAUGAUGAUGACGAUGAUGACGGUGAUGUUGAUGCCGAUCAUAAUGAAUGGUACAAUAAUAGAAGAAGAAAUUUCAAUCGAUCAAGAAGACCUAUUCUUUGGCCAGUAAUUAAUCCAAAUAAUAGAAUUAUAAAUCAUAUUCAAACUGAAAAUAUUAGUCCAACUAGAGCUGAUAAUUAUUCAACCACCAGUAAUAAGCAUAAAAGUUUAAAUGAUCAAUGGAAACAAACACAACAGCCACAACCACAACAUUAUUUCUCCACAUAUCCUUCAGCUCGUUAUUCAUUUGGACAUCGACCACCAUUAUUAUUAAAUGAAGAUGGACAUUUUCCUGUGGUUGACUUAGAAGAACCAACUGAUUGUUCGUCUACUAUUAAUCCAUCUCAGGAAAAACAAAGUUGACGAUUUUUUUUUAAAAACAUGUAUUGUAUACCCUGUUUUGUGUGUGUGUGUUUGCUUAUUCUUUGUGUUCGCUCAAAUCCUAAUCUUCUGGGUUC